Molecule: messenger RNA, 1614 nt
Organism: Auanema sp. JU1783
Lineage: Eukaryota; Metazoa; Nematoda; Chromadorea; Rhabditida; Rhabditidae
Source: the annotation of a GenBank genome assembly
AUGGCUUGGGCUCUACAAAAUGAUAAGCCAGCAUUGGCCUGUCCGGCUCCUCUCAUUCCCCGAGUUGGCAUUAUACAAACACAACUCGAAGAGUUCUUGAGACGAUCAGCGCACAUUCCUGCUGUCCUUGCUGAACUAGCACAGUCUACUGCCUCAUUACCAACAGCACGCGCGUCAGCAUUUUCUCGCGUAGCACCAACAUUCACCACUGGCUGUCUGUCGACAGUGCUUCAACCAGGCUUGGCUGCAAUGCCAGCCUUGCUUAAUCGACUAAAUGGAGAAACAAUUCUACAAACGGCGUUAACAACGCCACUCAAGCCUAUCCCCAACAAUGACAGGGUGGAUAUGGUUGGCUUUAGAGUCAAAGAUCCAUACGAAUGGAGGGUUGAAGAUAUUGCAUCAUUUCUUCUUGACAUAGCAAAGCGAUAUAGUAUUCCAUUUGAAGAAAUGAACAUGCAUAGGGUUAUGGCAUCACUAACGGGCCCGCAGCUGUUAUAUAUGACAGAAAAUGAUUUUAUUGAACGUGAUCCAACAUUCGGCUCACUCAUAUACAAAGAAUUACAAAAAAUGAUAUCAGAAGAUACACUUAUUGAUAGCAUUAUGAGAAAAUACAAUACUGAAGAAGAAGAAUUAGCACGAGCAGCACGAACAAUACAGUUCAAUACAAUGGCUAAUAUUCAAAAUAUUCAGCAAUGCCAAUCUCCAUUCAAUCAACAAGCUGCUAAAGUACAAGAGAUUGUCCAACGAUCAUCUAGUAUCAUUGAUGCUCUUCCAUGCUCAUCAGCUGAUACAACAUUCUCCAUAUUUCCUACUGAAACAACGAACUUGUCAAAUGCAAGCUCCGUUUCAUGUAUUCCCUCUACAUCUCUAUCUGAUCACUCAAUAGCCGAAAAUAACACAAGUUAUGUGAAUACAGUUCGUAUUCCAACACCCUCUGUUUCUGAUGUCAUUAAUCAAAGUUUGGAAGCAGUUCAGAGUUUGAGUCAGACUAGCUUAACAACUCAACAGUCUCAGCAACUUCUUCAACGACUUCCCGAACAAGUAGAGAUUACUUUCAGCAAAGCUGCUUGUGCCGCCACCACAGUUUCAAUUCCUAGAAAUACACCCAUUUCUAGUGAAGCUACAGCUCAGUUGAGGAAUCAUUUACAGUCCCGAAUGAAUCAACUAACCAAGCCAAAGCCUUCUUCAGUUGAGCCAGCAGUAGUAGUUCCGCAACAAACACAGAAAAGACCGAAAAAAGACAUCAAUGGUGUGAGAAUAAAUAAGGAUGGCAGGCCACGGAAGAGAUCACAGCACACGAAAGGCAAUAAAUUGUGGGAAUUCAUCAAAGAUGCACUUACUGAUCCAGAAACAUGUCCUUCAGUAGUACGAUGGGAAGAUCCAGUUCAAGGAGUAUUCCGAAUUGUUGAAUCUGAAAAGCUUGCACGAUUGUGGGGUGAGCGUAAGAAGAACAGCAAAAUGACAUACGAAAAGCUCUCACGUGCUAUGAGAACAUAUUAUGAGAAACAGAUAUUAGUUCCUGUACCCAAGACAGGAAUCUAUCCGAAGAAAUUAGUUUACAAGUUCGGACCGGGUGCAUAUAAAAAUGAAAUUGUCAGCAUGUGUAGCACAUGA